This is a messenger RNA of Planococcus citri (citrus mealybug), 934 nucleotides long. RefSeq lists its product as uncharacterized. Bases 3 to 536 code for a protein of 177 amino acids. The transcript has 3 exons. NCBI's taxonomy places the organism in Eukaryota, Metazoa, Arthropoda, Insecta, Hemiptera, Pseudococcidae. The record is from RefSeq and is a predicted model, not a curated record.
GUAUGGAUGCCGAACAGCAAGUCACUCAAUGUUCCCAACAAUUCCUCAGCCAUCCUAACCGCCAAAAUUUAUCAAAUGUUGACGCUUUUAAAUAUAUUUUCUUGAAAUUUUCAAAAUACUCCUCUUGUACAAUCGCAACUUGCGAUAACCGAGACUACCGAAACGGUCCGUUUAAUGCAUACGAAAUUAAUUUGGAUUCCGUAGACUUCGAUUUUGCUAAAAACUUCGUUCUGGAAGUUACCGCCGAAGAUUGCCCACAAACGAAGCAUAGGUUUUUACUCGUCGUCACCGAGGAUCCUGAUCUUGACGUUAUGAUAGUUGUGAAAACGAUUGGUGUAAAACCUAUAAGAUCAUGUGCGGCGGCUUACUCAUCAAAUCCGUUACUUGUACCUACCGAACACUUGCCAAAGUAUUUGCGUAAACUAUGGUCGCGCUUCGAUACCGAUUUUUUUCGACCGAUGUUUGAACAACCUAUCUACAAUUUACCAAUGUCACAAGGAUCUUCUGGAAGCUUAUCAAGGUGUAGCAGUUUAUAAAUCCAUCGACAUUUACAUCAAAAAAAGAUAAGGCCGAAUAUUUAGAAGAGAAAAAAGGAAGAAGACGAGGCCAAAUUCGAAAACCUCUGCAAAGUGAUGUUAAGAUAUUCUCGAUAAAAAAAAAGUCGAAAAAGUCGUCGUUAGUAACAGAACUAAUUAUGAUGACAUGCCGAUGCUGUUCGUUGCUUUAUCAGCAUAGAAAUAAUCCAACUUCAAUUUCCCCAAAUUCCUAUUUAAAAAAAAUUGAAGUUGAAUUAGAUUACCGGAGUGAGAUUCUUCUGAUUGGUAAGAUUUUUUAAAUUACAGCCGAAGUGUAUGGUAUCUUGUUCUUUACAAUCUGUAGAAAGAAAUUUAUUAUUUGUACUAAAACCAUUGAAAAUAAAGAUUAUUUUUUGCUA